This is a messenger RNA of Medicago truncatula (barrel medic), 2847 nucleotides long. Its product is annotated as pentatricopeptide repeat-containing protein At3g42630. The coding region runs from base 107 to 1306 and encodes 399 amino acids. The transcript has 2 exons. The record is from RefSeq and is a predicted model, not a curated record. Lineage: Eukaryota; Viridiplantae; Streptophyta; Magnoliopsida; Fabales; Fabaceae. Gene Ontology annotation, molecular function: protein binding.
UCGUAUCAAACAACCACUUAUUAGGUGGGUAUAUCCAAUCCACAGUCGUUACCCUUAUCUAAUGUAAUUCCAUAAUCUUGCUUUCUUCUCCGAUCAUUCAUUCUCAAUGGAAACCGUUUCCCUCUCUUCUCAUAAUAAUAUUCUUCUUCUCAAACACUCUCACUCCUCAUCUUCAUCUUCAUCUCCACCACAAAAACCCCAUCAUUCUCGUAACCUCAUCACUACGAAAAAACCUAUUUUUCAGCAACCCAAUUCAUUACUCAUUCACAAUGAUAAACACAAACACUCUUCUUCUUCUUCUUCUUCUUUACCUUCAUUGAUGUUACACUACACACAAAAUGGUUACUUUCAUAAAUCACAAACCACAUGGGAACAACUCCUAAACAGUUCCUUUCACCCUUCUCUUCAUUUCAUUUCUAAAUUAUUCAAAUCAUAUGCAGAACAACGCAAAUUUGAUCAUAUCAUCAACAUUCUUCAUUCACUAAAUUCAAGAAAUCUGACCCUUUUGCCUCAGUUUUACUCAUUGGCAAUCUCUUGUUUUGGAAAUGCAGGAAACUUAAAAUUGAUGGAAGAAACAAUCAAUGAAAUGGUUUCAAAGGGUUUUCGAAUUGAUUCAAAAUUAGGUAAUGAAAUUCUUUUGUAUUAUAGUGUUUUUGGUAGUUUGAAUGAAAUGGAGAGUGCUUAUGGAAGGUUUAAGAGAUCUAGGUUUUUGAUUGAGGAAAAUGUGAUUAGGGCUAUGGCUUAUGGCUAUAUAAAGAAGAGAAAAUUCUAUGAAUUGGGUGAGUUUGUUAGAGAUGUUGGUUUAGGUAGGAGAAAUGUUGGGAAUGUUUUGUGGAAUCUUUUAUUGCUUUCUUAUGCUGCUAAUUUUAAGAUGAAGAGCUUGCAGAGAGAGUUUGUUAGGAUGGUUGAAUCAGGGUUUCGUCCGGAUGUUACGACUUUUAAUAUUAGGGCUAUGGCGUUUUCGAGGAUGGCGCUGUUUUGGGAUCUUCAUCUUAGUAUUGAACAUAUGAGGAGUGAAAAGGUUGUUCCUGAUUUGGUUACUUACGGUUGUGUUGUGGAGGCAUACUUGGAUAGAAGGCUUGGAAGGAAUUUGGAGUUUGUUUUGAAUAAAAUGGAUGUGGAUGAUUGUACGAGAUUGUUUACAGAUCCGUUUGUGUUUGAGGUUUUAGGUAAAGGUGACUUUCAUUUGAGUUCGGAGGCGUUUUUGGAAUACAAGACACAACAACAGAAAUGGAGUUAUAGGAUUUUGAUACAGAAAUAUCUUAAAAAACAUUAUAGGAGGAACCAGAUAUUUUGGAACUACUAACUAACUUGACAGAUGAUUUUGGUCAUUUCCUUUUCUUUGAUGAAAUUUGUCAUGCUUCAUGACCUUGAUUUGAUACACACGUUCAGUAUUAUGUAGUUAAUUUGAAACAAAGUUGUACUUAUGGUGGAUUCCUAUGAAGAUGAAGUAUCAAGGUGGAGGCAUAUUUGUAGAUAAAUCAAACAUCAGAUACAUCCAAUCAGGAAGAAUACUUGGUGAAACUGAAAACUGAGCCCCUUCUAGGAGCUGUGAGUAUUUGAUGUAACUUUUUGAUGGUUACCACAAGCACGGAGUCAAGAUUGGAGUCUAUGGAGCACAUUCAUGAAGCUUGGGCCAGACAAGAGAAGGAGAAUUAGUUACCACGGGAAUUGAAUGAUGCACUGAUCAAAAGUUUGAAACAAACAGUUUCUCUAACAGCUUUUAUUGAGUAGUUCAAGAGGUAUGCAGAAGGUUAUGGUUUGUGUAAAUCUACUAUUGUCUAUGGGAAUGUCCAGAAGUAGAGUGGGGGAUACAAAAGGCUUGUUGAGGUUGGAAUACGCUAUAAAUCAGAAAAACUAAAUGUUUUAGAUGUGAUGAUAAAUGUGAGCCUGAUCAUGUAUGUAAAAAUCAAACAAUAUUAGGUGAUGUUAUAGCAGGUUGUUUACCAAGUUUGUUCAGUGCUUGCUACACAUUGACCCUUGAAAUCAUUGUUGGAUCUCUCUGCAAGCAUCCUUUUCUGGUAUGACAAAUUAUGAAGGAAUGAUUGAAAAGUGAGUCAAUUUUGAAGUCUAGUAAAAGACUUGGUCGCACCGGAAUAGCUUUAGAUAUAUUUGAAGGUGGGUCCUCAAUCAAGGAGAAUGAAUGUUUCGUGGACCUAGGGCUGUUUACUGAAGACCAAAGGAUCUGUGAUCUUACCUGGAUCGACAUUUAUGCUGAACUGUAUGAGCUAGAUGAUAAUGGAAAGAAAGCUAUCAUCCAUAAUUUAACCAUAAAUUUUUUUGGAUUAAAUCUUAAUUUUUUUCAUCUGUAUUUACGAUUUUGAAUCAGCAUCAAUGAUCUUGUAAUGUGAGCUUAGCCAACAAGAAUUUGGUUAAUGCCGUAGUGACACAAAUUCUGAACCAAGAUCAUAGAAUGUCAAUCAGCUAAACAUUAUGGCAUAGAUGCCUUAGGACAUUGGUGACUUCCAUAAUCUUAAAGCAAGUCUUUCUCCAGCACUGAAGGUUGAAUGAACUCUAUGUAUGUCUUUCUCUGACACUGAAGGUUAAGUUAACUCUGUGUUUGUUCAAGGUUGAGUGAAACGACACUGAAGAAUUUUGGGCAGUUAAAGCAUGUAAUACCAUAUAUACAAUGAAGAGGUGGCUUCAUUGUAAGAAAAAUUAUCUGAUAAUUCCGGUCUGAAGAUAAAGAUACUUGAAGUAGAUAUUUUGAAGUAGAUAUUAGCUUUAUACAAUUAGGACCUUUUUAUUUACAAUGAACACAUUUGUAGCAAAGAUAGAUUGUAUAAGUCAGAUAAUGUAAUUGACUCUAAUCAUUCUAUUUUAGUGAUUAUCCCCUUCAUUUCAUUA